Messenger RNA from Trifolium pratense (red clover), 419 nucleotides. RefSeq lists its product as uncharacterized. The transcript is spliced from 2 exons. The record is from RefSeq and is a predicted model, not a curated record. Bases 1 to 336 code for a protein of 111 amino acids. Lineage: Eukaryota; Viridiplantae; Streptophyta; Magnoliopsida; Fabales; Fabaceae.
AUGUUGUUGAUUAAUAAUAACAUGAGUUUGGAGUUAGAGUGGGAGUCACCAACAUCAUCACCUCCUACACCUCCCUCUCCACUACCAAUAAGUUAUGGAGCAGGAAACAGGAAAUACUCUUUCUCAGCUUCUUCAACUUCAUCGCCGCCUUUCUCAACCCCUGCGUCUGCCGAAAAUCUCUCCCUUCUGCAUCUGCAAAAGACAUUUGAUGUUCCUAAUGUGCCUUCAGUAUUUUCCGUGGAUCGCCAUGAUCCUCCGGAAUCGGAAUCCAAAAGUACAUGCCUCAAGGACUUGUUGGCAUGGUUUAUAAAUUUUCUUUGUUCCAACGACAAGUAGCAUGUAUUCCGCUUGUGACAUUGUGGAAUGAUUUCACACGGUCGAAGUCUGGUUGGAAGAUAUGGAAAGGAAUUAACUUGCCA